Aegilops tauschii subsp. strangulata is the source of this 1236-nucleotide messenger RNA. NCBI's taxonomy places the organism in Eukaryota, Viridiplantae, Streptophyta, Magnoliopsida, Poales, Poaceae. The record is from RefSeq and is a predicted model, not a curated record.
AUGGAUGUUUCGAAUGCUUUUCUUCAUGGGCAUCAUGAGGAACAGGUGUUCUGUCAGCAGCCGACUGGGUUCGUGGAUGAGUCUUCUCCGGAUCAUGUGUGCUUGCUUUCUCGAUCUCUGUACGGGCUCAAGCAAGCUCCUCGCGCGUGGUACCAGCGCAUCGCAGCAUUUCUUACUCAGCUUGGCUUCCGCUCCACUCGCUCCGAUGCUUCACUAUUUGUCUACCACCAGGGUGAUGCUACUGCUUUUCUGCUGCUUUAUGUCGACGACAUCAUCUUGACAGCAUGCUCGACUGCCCUUCUUCGACAGCUCACGGAUCGUCUUCGUGCUGAGUUUGCCAUUAAGGACUUAGGUCCUCUGCACUAUUUCCUCGGGAUCGAGGUUAUUCGUCGAGCAGAUGGCUUCUUUCUUCAUCAGCGGAAGUAUGCUCAUGAGCUUCUGGACCGUGCCGGGAUGCUUAAUUGCAAACCGGCUGCCACACCUGUCGAUACGAAGGCCAAGCUCUCUGCCACAGAUGGUUCUCCUGCUUCAGAUGCUCCAUUCUACAGGUCGAUUGUUGGUGCUCUUCAGUACCUCACUCUUACUCGUCCGGAGCUCCAGUACGCUGUUCAGCAGGUGUGCCUUCAUAUGCAUGCUCCCCGUGAUGCUCACUGGACCGCAGUCAAGCGCAUUCUGCGCUAUAUCCGUGGCACCUUGGAUCUUGGGCUGUCACUUCAGGCUUCAUCAUCUAUGGAUCUGACGGCUUAUUCUGACGCCGAUUGGGCCGGCUGCCCUGACACGCGCCGCUCAACCUCUGGUUAUUGCAUCUAUCUUGGACCAUCACUUAUCUCCUGGUCGUCCAAGCGGCAGCCCGUUGUCUCCCGCUCCAGUGCUGAAGCGGAGUACCGCGCCGUUGCCAACGUCGUCGCCGAGUGUUCCUGGCUUCGUCAGCUUCUGCAUGAGCUCUUGUCUCCGGUUGACAAGGCCACGAUUGUCUACUGUGACAAUGUUUCUGCAGUCUACCUCUCUGCCAACCCGGUUCAUCAUCGACGCGCCAAGCACAUUGAGAUUGAUAUCCAUUUUGUUCGCGAACAGGUAGCUCUUGGUCAUGUACGCGUGCUGCAUGUCCCUACGUCUCAACAAUUUGCUGACAUCAUGACAAAGGGCUUGUCUACCGCGUCUUUCGAGGAGUUCCGAUCCAGUCUUUGCGUCGACCAUGGUGCCGCUUCGACUGCGGGGGGGGGUGUUGAGAUGUAG